Molecule: messenger RNA, 2748 nt
Organism: Bombus impatiens (common eastern bumble bee)
Lineage: Eukaryota; Metazoa; Arthropoda; Insecta; Hymenoptera; Apidae
Product: DNA mismatch repair protein MutL-like
Exons: 3
Coding region: 1993-2727 (244 amino acids)
Source: RefSeq, a predicted model, not a curated record
UCGUUCAAUGAAAAAUGUUAUUAGCUUUUUACGUUAUUGCUGUAUAUUUUUACUAGCCAUUCUUUAUAUUGAUAAUUAUUUCAAAUAUUGUCUAAUAUAAUCAUUUAGUUCUAUCUCUUACUUAUUUAUAUAGUGUAAACAAAAUAAUUAUGAUAUACAUUUUUUGUUCUAUCCUUUAAUUAUAAAAUGAUAUACAAAUUGAUAAAUUAAACAAAAAGCAGGGAUGCAUGUAGAAAGUGCUGUUUCAAAUUUCAAAUAAUCAUGAAAGAGAUAUUUUUCGAUAUCAUGACGAAUUUUGAAAUUUGAAAUUAACGAAAUUUGAAAUUAUGAAUAUAUUAUUGUAGAUUGAAAAUUUCUGCCAAUAAGGUAUUCGGUACAUUAUAAUAAUAUCAUGUUAAUGAUGUGGAAUAAAUAUAAUUUCUAACAAUAUUGCAUUAAAUGGGUAUAUAAAUGAUUUUUAUAUAAAUCUGUUUUAUUUUACAAUUUUGUAAAAUAUGCCGAAUAUCUUAUUAAAAUUAAUUGAUAGAAUAGGAUAUGCCUAAAAAUUUGUAAAAGUAAAAUCAAUAAUAAGAUUGUGAAAGUAUAAGUGGUAAAUGCGAGGAAAGUAUAAAAAUGUUAAUUGGUACAUGUAGCCAAAAUUUAUAACUGAUACGAUCAAUUGAAAAGAUAUUAUAUAUCUUAUGAUAAAAAAAAGCAACGAUAAUUCUGUAUGCGUUACUUCUAUUAAUGUAAUAUUUUCAAGUGUUUUAUUUUAUUUUUCUGUUUUGAAAUAUUAUAUUCGCGAUGGAAACAAAAGUAUGAAAUCGAAAACAUUGUUGAAACCUGAUUCUGAAAUUUUAAUUUAUGAAGGUAUCAAAUAUUCAUGAAAAGUGUAUCAUUCAUCUUACGUACAUUUAUUCACAUUUGCAUAUAAAGUUUUAAGUAAUGGCAGUAUGCAGCAAUACAUAUUUAUGGAAAUGGAAUGUAUCCAUAAAAUGAAAUUAUGAUACUGUAUUGAUAUAUUGGUGAAAAUUUUGAACACAUUGUAACUGCAGCACUUUUUGAGAAAAUUUCAAAAAGAAUUUUGUAAAUAGUUGAAGGAAGAGGGAGAAUACUUGGGGACCUGAGUCGACGCAACGCCCAUUCUAUUUCAUAGUUAUGUCACAGAAAUAUGUGAAAAGAAAAGUAAUUCAUUUAUACUCCACAUCUUUGCCAUUUCAUUAUUAAUUUGCAUAGCAUUGAUUACUGAUAAUGAAUAGCAAUACAUUAAAGCAAGUAAGAAAAAAGUCUAAUACAACAAAAUUGAAAUAUAAUUAACAUGUACCUACCCUAUCGAAUAUAACUGAGUUACUUUUUAGAUAAAAAACUUCUCAUAUUUUAUGAUGUAACAUGAAUAUGUAAUAUGGUAAUGUGUCAUAGAGACCAGCAAUGACUGCCGAUUUUAAUGUAAAUUAACAUGUAACAUGUAUAUCAUAUUGAAAUACUAAUUAUUCAUUGUAGGUAUAUGAAUGAGUGGUUCUCCAUAAACACGUGAUCUUAGAUUUUAAACAAGCAAAGUUAUUAAUUGUCAAAUUAUCGUAUGGAUUUUUUUCGUUUACUAACAUCUCCUUUAUUUGAAAAAUUAUGUAAUUAAUACCCAUAUUUUUACAAAUAAUACUUAUUUAAUCGAUGAUAAAUAGCAAACGCCAGUAUAAGAGAUGUUUUUAAACGGUAUCUAUCACUUAAAACGCGGUAUAUUAUUUCUGUAAGUUCUGUAUAAUGAAAUACGUGCGUUGUUCGUUGUUAAAACAAAGUUUUUUUAUGGCAUACUAGAACAUAAACAGCCUGAACUUGAAUAAAAAUAUGGAUGUAUUUGAAAUUGAAUAAUUAAAAAUUUCACAAUUUAUACCUUGUGAUGCGAUCAAUAUGAUUUUUAAUAAAUCAAUCUUUACUAAACGAAUAUAUUAUUAUUACAUAAAAUUGCUUCCUUUUUAAACGUUUUCAUUUCCGGUUCGAUAUGAUUUGGGAUCUAAAAUGGAGAAUUCUUUUAAUAUUAUAGAAGACGAAAAUGUUAACGAAAAAUACUCUAGUUUUUGUUCUUCUUGCAAUUCUCUCUUCCAAUCUAUAUGUAGUAUCGGAAUACCAUCUUUUCGUGAAUUAAAUGAUGAAAAUAAUAUAUCACAAAUUGAAAAAGAUGAAGACAUUAUAGAACAUAUCGAUACGAUAACUGAAGAAACUGGGAAUAUAAAUGAAUAUACGUCGGAUAUUAAAGAAAAAACUUUUGUUAAAAAUAACAACAAUGCUACUAAAAAUUCGGUGAUACCAAUGGAACUGCAUACAUAUAGAAAACAAAAAACUAACAAUAAUAAUGACAACAAAACCGACUACUCUGUAACUAAAAAGAUAAAAUAUAUCGAAUUAUUACGUAAAGAUUCUAAAAGAAAAGAGAAUUAUAUUACCUUAUCUGAUGAUAAAAAUAAACCUUUCAUAUUGGCGAAAAAUAAUUUGGAUGAUAGAUUUAAUUGUGAAAUGCCAAAAACAAAAAUAUUAAAGCUUACAAAGAAAAAUUCAUCAAUAAAAUAUGUAUCAUCUAGUAAUGAUGAUUAUAUUAUAAAAGAUAUUCUAGGUCAUCGUAAAAAGAUACUAAAAGCUAUGAAAUCAAUAUUAUAUCUUUGUAAUUACAUGGAUACAAUGCGUGAAGUUAUAUUUCAAAAAAUUCAUAUGAAACAAUCUCAAAAAUAUCAGAAAGCAGUUCUUAAGGACAAUUAAGUUCUAUAGGUAUUAAUUAAA